Anthostomella pinea is the source of this 1716-nucleotide messenger RNA. The record is from the annotation of a GenBank genome assembly. Lineage: Eukaryota; Fungi; Ascomycota; Sordariomycetes; Xylariales; Xylariaceae.
AUGGCCUCACCCGAGGGUCAUGCGCGGCCCAGCCACGAAAUGCCGGCAGCCACAAAACACGCCAACAACGGGCUCCUGUCAACCGACCCAGACCACAGUCCCGAAACCGGCAGCUCGAGAAGCGCAGACAAGUCCCUGGGAGGCGAUGAACUACCCACUUCUGACGAGAAGGAACCAGUGUACAUCACGGGGAUCCAGAAGUCAAUGGUCCUCUUUGCAGUUACGCUGGCUGCCGGCUUGCUAUUCCUCGACACAGCCAUCAUCGCAACAGCCAUCCCACGCAUCACCGAUGAGUUCAAGUCAUUGUCCGACGUAGACUGGUACGGGGGCGCAUAUCAACUCGGCAUGGCUGCCUUCAUGCCGCUCACCGGAAAGAUAUACCAUCACUUCAGCUCCAAAUGGUCGUUUCUUGGCUUCUUCGGAGUCUUCGAGCUCGGCUCUGUUCUCUGCGGUGCCGCCACCAGCUUCGCCAUGCUGAUCGUCGGUCGCACCAUCGCGGGCAUGGGCGGUUCGGGCAUCGUCAGCGGCGCCUUGACCAUCAUCGCCAGCAGCAUCCCCCUAGAUAAGCGAGCAGCGGCAACUGGUAUCAUGCUCGGUUUGAGUCAGCUAGGCGUGGUUCUUGGGCCAUUAAUAGGCGGAGUGCUUACCCAGAAAAGCACAUGGCGGUGGUGCUUCUACAUCAACCUGCCGCUCGGCGCCCCGUGUGCCUUGUUUAUGAUCUUCUGUCGUAUACCCGAUCAGAUCGAGAAGCUCAGCCCACUAGCCAUCCUUCCACGCCUGCACCACCACCUGGACCUCGUCGGCUUCCUUCUUUUCGCCGGCUCGGUCGUCCAGCUUCUUUUGGCGUUUGAGUUCGGUGGAAAUCAGUUUCCAUGGAAUUCGUCCACCGUGAUUGGUCUCUUCGUCGGCGCCGUAGCAACGUUCGUCGUCUGGUGUUUUUGGAACGGGCGUCGAGGUAGCGCGGCUCUGAUUCCAGUGUCGAUGGUGGUCAAACGGGCGGUAUGGACGAGCUCGCUGUCGCAGGCCUUCUCCAUGACUACCCUCUUCAUCGUCAGCUACUACUUUCCCAUAUUUUUCCAGUCCGUUUAUAAUGCGUCCCCAAUCACGAGCGGGGUUCAGUUGCUCCCCGCAAUCCUUGGGCAACUCAUCUUCGCCAUCCUGUCUGGUGUCUUAGUCCCUAAAACCGGCUUCACUAUUCCCUAUGCGCUGGUCGGCACAGCGCUCCAGGCGAUAGGCUCCGGUCUUUUCUCGACACUCGCCCCUCAUAGCCCCCUCGGAUUAUGGUUUGGUUCUGAGGUCCUUGCCGGUGUUGGUCGCGGUCUGGCCAUGCAGAUGGUAAAUAGCUCCCAAGAGCCGUACUGGGCUCCUUUGCUGAUCGCUGCACUGUUCACAUCCAUCCUCCUGGUUGUUGGCAACACCAUGUUGGAUGAGAGCUUGCGCUCUGAAAUCCCGAAACAUGCUCCGAAUGUUGAUCUGGAUAAGGUCGUAGCAGCCGGUGCUACGGGAUACCGGUCAAUCGUGGGUGCCGAUGAUCUGCCCGGUGUCGUCCUGGCCUACGCCAACAGUCUGGACAAGAUAUUCUACAUCGGCGUAGCCUGUGCUUCAUUAGCCUUCCUGAUUAGCCCGGGCAUGGGCUGGAUUGAUAUCCGCAAGAAAGGCCCAAAGGCGAAGGACACCGCGGCUGACGAUGGUGAGAAGAACAGGGAAGUUGUGUAG